This is a messenger RNA of Talaromyces rugulosus, 1635 nucleotides long. RefSeq lists its product as uncharacterized. Gene Ontology annotation, molecular function: hydroxymethylglutaryl-CoA lyase activity. Bases 1 to 1635 code for a protein of 544 amino acids. NCBI's taxonomy places the organism in Eukaryota, Fungi, Ascomycota, Eurotiomycetes, Eurotiales, Trichocomaceae. Gene Ontology annotation, biological process: L-leucine catabolic process; ketone body biosynthetic process. The transcript has 2 exons. The record is from RefSeq and is a predicted model, not a curated record.
AUGGCGCGGCUCACCCCGCAAGUCCGGAUCGUCGAGGUUGGCCCUAGAGACGGACUGCAGAGCAUCAAAGACGCCAUUUCAACCGAAACAAAAGUCCAACUGAUUCAAAGACUGCAUGGUGCCGGACUAAGAGCUAUCGAGCUUACCUCGGUAGUUUCUCCUCGUCGGGUCCCGCAACUAGCAGACUGCCAGCAGGUCCUGGCAGAUCCCGUCAUCCGGGAAUUGCUAGCUGCCGAUCGAGAGGAUCUUCGAUUGCCCGUUCUUGUUCCUAAUACAAGGGGACUCGAUGUUGCAAUAUCACACGGCGUGAAAGAAGUGGCUGUCUUUAUCAGCGCAACAGAGGGAUUCAGCAAGGCAAAUAUAAAUGGUACAGUCCAACAAGGAAUUGAAAGGGCACGCAGGGUAGCUCGGAAAGCUAUAGACUCUGGAAUUGCAGUGAGAGGCUAUGUAUCCUGCAUCUUCGUGGACCCAUACAAUGGCCCGACCGAGCCAUCCAGUGUGCUGCGCUGUGCAAAGGAGCUGCUUGAUAUGGGUUGUUACGAAGUUAGUCUUGGUGACACAACAGGAGCUGGUACUCCGGCCAAGGUAACUAGUCUAAUCCGGUAUCUCGAGAAGGGUGGAAUCCUCCUGGACCGGCUAGCUGGCCACUUUCACGAUACUCAUGGACAGGGCACCGUCAAUGUUCUCCAAGCUUAUCUCUGCGGAAUCCGUGUCUUUGAUGCAAGCGCUGGCGGACUUGGAGGGUGUCCAUUUGCACCCGGUGCAAAAGGGAAUGUUUCCACGGAGGAUCUUGUGUUUAUGUUCCACAAUGCUGGUAUCGAUACCGGGAUCAACCUAGCCGAGCUAGUCGAAACUGGCAAAUGGAUAGCAGAUCGGCUCAGGCAGCCGGGAAGCAGAAGUAGCCAGUCAAUGAGAAAUAUUCAGCCAAGGGGACGAGAACUACGGUUGCCCGCCUUUCGAUCCAUGCUAUACAUGAAGAAGUCGUGGCCGCGUCCCAAACCAACCACCAAAAACAUUCAUUUUUACCAGACCGGAGAUGAUAUCAAGAUCGUAUUGAACCAACCAAAUAGCGGAAACGCGCUCACAAAACUGAUGAUUUCGGAACUGAUAGACUGCUUCAGAACUCACAAUUCCAACCCCUGUGUUUCUCGCAUCAUCCUCACGGGUACCGGAAGAUAUUUCUGUGCUGGCCUGGACAUUCCAAGGAGAAACGGUAUUACUACACAAUUCGACGAUCUCAUGCAACUAUUUGAAACAAUAGAUCAAUCUCCAAAGACUGUGAUCGCCUGUCUCAAUGGACACGCUCGCGGCGCAGGAGCUGCCCUGGCUUUUGUCUGUGACCGACGUAUCAUGGUCAAAGGCGCGACCAUUGAGCUCGGCGAAACAAGACCAAAAAAAUUCCCGGGCCUCGUAUACCGAUAUACCGGUUUGGGAUGGAAUAGCAGCACGUCUGGUUUAUCAGCACGGCCUAUAAACGGAUCAGAACUGAAGAUUUUGGGCCUGGUGGGCGAGAUCGCGGACGGACAGGAAGAUCUACAGAUAAAAUUAGAAAUGUACGCGAACGGACAAGAUGUUUCGGAAAAGGUUCUUGUUCCGACAGCAACGAAGCUGAGUAUCGAAAGGACUGGAAGUUAG